Colletotrichum higginsianum IMI 349063 is the source of this 1842-nucleotide messenger RNA. RefSeq names its product Glycosyl transferase. Bases 1 to 1842 code for a protein of 613 amino acids. NCBI's taxonomy places the organism in Eukaryota, Fungi, Ascomycota, Sordariomycetes, Glomerellales, Glomerellaceae. The transcript has a single exon. The record is from RefSeq and is a predicted model, not a curated record.
AUGAUCAACCCAUCGGACCCCCCACAACAACCGCUGGUUGCGAUGGGAUCGACAACCCCCAACCUCCUACCCAUCCCUUCAGCCUACACACGAUUCAUUGACCAUACGACGUGGGGCGACGUCGACGAAGUCUUCACAGGCCAGUCGGAGCCCAAGAAACUCGGCUCAUACAUCGCCUACGCCAUCGCCCAGUGGGAACACGACGGAUUGGUCAGUCGAGAUCUCUGGCGCCACUUCGUCCGAGAUUUUCACAGAUGGACCGACGAUGUGUUUCAUGCUGCAGGGAAUGUCAUGAAGGAGAGCUUGAGAGAUACCCUCCGCGAGCGAGGUGUGUACGUGGCCAAGAACCAAGAAAACAUUGCCACCAACUUCUUCGCAUGCCUCGAACACCAAGAAUACCACGAAUGGUCACUCGAUGAGGUAGAGGAAGUCGCUAAAGACGCCUCAAAGUUCAAGAUCGCCAUCCAGGAUGACGACUUCCUGGGCGACAUCACAGGAACGAAUAGUAUCUUCACGAAGGUGCCGCAGCCACGGGCUGAUCGCCGAGAUACCAUGACCCGAGUCCGGGACCACCGACAGGAGGCUGUCGACCACGCCAAGCACAUGGAGGAGAUGCUUGAGGACACAACUGACCGACUGCGACGUCAGAGACUGGUGUCAACAGCGCGCGAUAUACCCCCAGCCUCGAUCAAGAAACACACCUAUGUGGAUAGUCGACCUCGACGGUCGGCGAGGUUCACUGUGAACGAUGUCGAUGAUGAUGAGUACAUCCUCAGCGCCGACGAAGAUGUCCACGACGGUCACUUCGAUCGGAACGCCACUCGGCGCCGAAGAGACUCCCCACGCCCGUCGCUGCCAGCAAUGACUGCCACCCGCAACGACGAUGAAGAUCGACUGCAGUCAAGGCAAUUCGGAGAUCUCGCCCGUAUCCUCAACACCGACAAGAUGAAGUACGGAGGAGACAUGUAUGACGUCUUCGAUAUGAAGGUCGCAGUGUUCUUCGACGCCUGCUCAAAGGUCGACAUCAAGCCGCAGCAUUACGCCCUUGCCUUUUCGUUGAUGCUUCGCGGCAAGGCUGCCGACUUCUACUAUCGACGCAUCUGCAAGCCUGGUAUCAAGGAUUUCACAACCAUGAUGAACAUGGUCCGGGACCACUUCGAGACCCCUCAGAUGAAGCAGUCCUACAUCUCCGAAUGGCACGAUACCACCUUCCCGCACAUAAGCGAGAAGAACCCAGACAAGUCGAAGGCUGAGAUCCUUGAGAUCCUCAUCGAGCGACUUGAGGUCAUUCAGACGGCACUCCCAGACAGCAUGCAGAAUGACGAGGCAAUGAAGAUGCAGCUCCUCAAUGCUUGCGCCGGAAUCGAGGAGUGCAAUCUCUAUCUUUACAAUCCGGCCCCAACACUUGAGGGGGUCUGCUCACAGCUUCGGUCAUCGAUCGCGAUCGCGAUGCAUGUUGUCCCUCAUCGACAAUACACAUCCGAGGGGAACGACCAGCACGUCACCGAUCGACAAUACCGCGGCUCCGGCAGAGACAACCGCUUCGGGAGAAGAGGGCAUUCACAAGGCAAUUCGUCUUCGGGCAACAGUCGCGACCGAGGCCCUCCGACCGACAAAAAGUGCUACGUCUGCCACAAGCACGGUUGUUACUCUACGUGUCACACGGCAGAAGAACAAAGUGAGGCCUACGCGAAGUUCAAAAGCAACAAGUACGUGAAGGAUUCGUCGAAAAACACCUACAUGUCCUUCCUUGCCAGCUACGAAGGGUGCGAUUACAACAACUCCAGCGACGAGGAUAUUCGUCACUACUGUCAGAUUCGGCGACGAGUCGGACCUCGAUGA